CUCCAUAACUGCCACCGCCUUUUUUCAAACUAACUCUCUCUCUCUCUCUCUCUCUCUACUCUCUCUCUCUCUCUCUGCAACUCGCUCAACCUACAAUGGCGGCCUCCGUCGCCUUCAUGAAACCACCAGCUGCAUACACAACCAACGAUACAUUUUCAUCUUCUUCUCCGGUGUCAACAAACCACCACGAAACCACUGACUCUUCUUCUUUCUCCAAGUCCCGAUUCGAAGCCUACAACCGCCUUCAGUCUGCCGUCGUCGCAUUCGGAGAAAAGCUUCCUAUUCCUGAGAUCGUUGCACUCGGAGGUCAAUCGGACGGUAAAAGCUCGCUUCUAGAAGCUCUUCUUGGUUUCCGAUUCAAUGUACGCGAGGUCGAAAUGGGCACCCGCCGCCCACUCAUACUCCAGAUGGUCCAUGAUCCUACCGCUCUUGAUCCUCGGUGCCGGUUUCAGGAGGAAGAUUCUGAAGAAUAUGGCAGGCCUAUUGUGUUAUCAGCAGAAAUUGCAGAUACCAUCAAAUCAAGAACUGAGGCACUCUUAAAGCAGACUAAAACUGCUGUCUCUUCUAAACCGAUUGUGAUGAGAGCCGAGUAUGCCCAUUGUCCCAAUCUCACCAUUAUCGACACUCCGGGAUUUGUUCUCAAGGCGAAAAAGGGCGAACCAGAAAGCACACCAGAAGAAAUUCUCUCAAUGGUGAUAUCGUUAGCUAGCCCACCUAAUCGCAUCCUUUUAUUCCUUCAACAAAGUAGCGUGGAGUGGUGCUCGUCUUUGUGGCUGGAUGCCAUUCGUAACAUUGAUCCAACCUUUCGAAGAACAUUAAUUGUCGUCUCCAAGUUUGAUAACCGACUCAAGGAAUUUACUGAACGAUGGGAGGUGGAUCGAUACUUGAGUGCAAGUGGUUACCUUGGAGAGAAAACACACCCGUUCUUCGUGGCCCUACCUAAAGAACGAACUGAAGUUUCAAACGAUGAAUUUAGGAAGCAAAUAUCUCAAGUGGAUUCAGAUGUUUUACGCCACCUGAAAGAAAACGUCAAAGGCGGAUAUGAUGAAGAAACAUACAAAUCCCACAUAGGUUUUGGUCGUCUGAGAGAUUAUUUGGAAUCCGAGCUUCAAAAGAAAUACAAAGAAGCUACACCCGCAACGUUAGCUUUGCUUGAGCAACGUUGCAGUGAAGUGACUGCUCAAUUAAACAUCCUGGACUCCAAAAUACAAGCAACUUCUGAUGUGGCUCACCUCAGACGAUCUUCAAUGUCGUUUGCAUCCUCCAUCUGCAACCAUGUGGGAGCAUUGUUAGACGGAGCGGCAGAUCCUGACCCCGAGCAAUGGGGGAAAACAACCGAAGAAGAAAAAUCAGAAUGUGGUAUGGGGAGUUGGCCCGGAGUAAUUUCUAAUAUAAAACCGCCGAAUUCCACCAUGCGCCUUUACGGUGGUGCUGCUUUUGAAAGAGUUAUGCAUGAAUUUAGAUUGGCUGCUUAUUCCGUUGAAUGCCCUACUGUUUCAAGGCAGAAGAUGACAAAUAUAAUACUUGCACAUACUGGAAGAGGAGGUGGAACGAGAAUCGCAGAGGCUGCUGCAGAGAUCGCGCGUGCGGGUGCCAGAUCAUGGCUUGCACCGCUUCUUGAUAUUGCGUGUGAACGACUUGCUUUUGUGUUAAGAAACCUGUUUGAUCUUGCCAUGGAGAGGAAUCAAGAACUUCUCCUUGAUUGUGGGAAGAAAACUGGGGAUAUGGAUGGGUAUGUCGGUUUUCAUGCUGCGUUAAGGCGUUCUUACAAUUGUUUCAUACAAGAUCUUGCAAAACAAUGCAAGCAACUCGUUCGACAACACUUGGAUUCGAUCACAAGCCCGUAUUCUCAAGUGUGCUAUGAGACUGAUCUCUUGUAUGGGCCAGGCCCAAACUCGACUUUUGGUUACCAGACAUCAUGCCUUGAGUUAUCAGAUCAAGAAAACAUACCUCCAGUAAAUAACAAUAAUAAUAAUAAUAAUAAUAAUAAUAAUAGUAAGAAGGAUCAAGAAGCAACAACCUAUGAGCUCCUAAAAGCAGCAGCAAACGAACAUGGAAAUUUGAUUGAAGAUGGAGCAAGAAAACGCCAUCCCAGAAUACUAGGUGAAAACAAAAUGUUGGGCAAUGUGGCUAGUCAAAACGGUUUGCAACAAGGAUCAACCCACAAUGAGAUAUGCUCAUUAGCCGCCCAACAUUUUGCACGUAUGCGUGAAGUUUUGGUUGAACGGAGUGUAACUGCAGCUUUGAAUUCAGGAUUUCUAUUACCAUGCCGUGAACGUCUUCUGGUAGCAUUGGGACUGGACUUAUUUGGUGUAAGAGAUGAUAAAUUCAUGGAUAUGUUUGUUGCACCUGGAGCAAUUGAAAUUCUUCAGAAUGAAAGGGAGUCUCUUCGGAAGCGCCAGAAGAUAUUAGAUUCUUGUUUGGCUGAGUUUAAGUCGGUAGCAAUAUCCCUUUAAUGAGAGGAAUUGCUUUUAUCUUGUGAGCAAAUGAGUAUUUGGUUCAUCUUCCAAACAUAUCUUGACUCUCCUAUGUGAUCAUUCAUGUACGAUUUUGUGCGAAAUUACAUACAUAUCCUGACCGAUUUUCCUGGGAGAUAUUGAUAUUGGUUUCAUCUCGUGAGCAAAUGAAUAAUACAUACAUUUCUUGAUUCUCC
Molecule: messenger RNA, 2653 nt
Organism: Helianthus annuus (common sunflower)
Lineage: Eukaryota; Viridiplantae; Streptophyta; Magnoliopsida; Asterales; Asteraceae
Product: dynamin-related protein 5A
Exons: 7
Coding region: 96-2456 (786 amino acids)
Cellular component (GO): membrane; cytoplasm; microtubule
Molecular function (GO): GTPase activity; microtubule binding; GTP binding
Source: RefSeq, a predicted model, not a curated record